AUGCUUGUCACCUUGGUCUGUGCCCCAGUGCGGUAUGCGGCUCCUGAGAUGACCACCGGCUACAGCAGUGCAGUGACGUACGAGCUCUUCUCUCGGGAUCGUCAACCUCUGCUGUCGCGAGUCACUCCCGAGGCUGAUCCUACUGGGGAUUACCAAAGGGAAACUCAGAGAGCACUACCGCUGAAGUCUGGAGAUAAUCAAAUGGACAAUGCACUGCUUUUCACUUUAGUGUACGAUGUUGGAAGGGGCAUCCCGGGGAACUCGGAGUAUUUCAAUGAUAUUAAGGCCUUUGUAGUGGUGGUGGAUUUGUCGCGAAUUUGUGAAUCUAUUGCAAGCCCUGAGGUUCCUAGAGACACUUUCGGAGAAGGACGAUGCGCCUCGGAUAGCAUUUCUGAGAAGUAA
Messenger RNA from Perkinsus marinus ATCC 50983, 402 nucleotides. RefSeq lists its product as hypothetical. NCBI's taxonomy places the organism in Eukaryota, Perkinsozoa, Perkinsida, Perkinsidae. The transcript is spliced from 6 exons. The record is from RefSeq and is a predicted model, not a curated record. The coding region runs from base 1 to 402 and encodes 133 amino acids.